Molecule: messenger RNA, 922 nt
Organism: Ilex paraguariensis (yerba mate)
Lineage: Eukaryota; Viridiplantae; Streptophyta; Magnoliopsida; Aquifoliales; Aquifoliaceae
Source: the annotation of a GenBank genome assembly
GUUUUGUUCAUUGUCUUGGCUGUUUGUGGCACAAGCAAUGAAGAAAAAAGACAGUGAUUCCCAGCCUCUUGGCUUCUGCCACAGGCUCCUCAACUUCAUCAUGAACAGCCUUCUUGUUCAAGGCCUAAAACGCAUAACAGCAGGUCCUCCGGCGUCUCACGACGGCUCAAUGGAAGUGCUUCUUGAAGGUUCAUCCAGCAAUGGAGACCAAACCCUCAAGCCCACCAAUUCCACUGGGAAAGAAACAGUGAUCCGACCGGCUCGGGCGAGGCCGGAGGACCAUUUAAGCUCUGAAAUCACUGUUGAGUUUCGGCAUACCAAUGGGUCCGAGACUUGGGCUCCAGCUGAUCACAACCUCGAUUCUUCCGGUAAGACUCCAAACAAAGAUGGCUCAACUGUGAUCAGUGAUCAGACCCCAUUGCAGAAGAGUGUGGAAGAAAGGAAGAGAGAGAAAGGAAAAGAUCCUCUAGUACUCCAAGGCAUGGAGCCUCCUGCAAAUACAAUUGGUUUUGGAGGGAGAGACCCAAAGAAGACGGUAAUUACCAUCAAAGAUGGUGAAGAUGAGAGGAAAGAGAAUAACAUAGCAACAGAAAAAGGCACAAACACGAAGCCUAGAAGGCCCAUUCAGAGUCUAAUUUCCAAUAUAAACGAGAAGUCUGACGCAUUCAUACGCCGGAAGAGGGAAGAUAUGAAGAAAAGUUACAGCUUUGAUCCCAGAGAAUCUUAACAUUGUAUGUAUUUGUAAUGUUUCUUGGUGAAAAUCCUGUGAUUCUAUGCUUAGGUUUGAAAGGGUUUGGAAUAAAAUAGGUUAUAAUAUGGUAGGUUUGUAAUGAAUUCACUCCUUGGAGCUUUUUGGAAAUGGCAAUAUUACGAAUAACACAACUUCUUAGUUUGAAUACAUUUGAUUGUAAGGUCUUCUCUG